Molecule: messenger RNA, 3088 nt
Organism: Solea senegalensis (Senegalese sole)
Lineage: Eukaryota; Metazoa; Chordata; Actinopteri; Pleuronectiformes; Soleidae
Gene: gal3st2
Product: galactose-3-O-sulfotransferase 2
Exons: 4
Coding region: 69-1850 (593 amino acids)
Biological process (GO): glycolipid biosynthetic process
Cellular component (GO): membrane
Molecular function (GO): galactosylceramide sulfotransferase activity
Source: RefSeq, a predicted model, not a curated record
GAGAGAGGGCACAGAUCGACGCAGGACUUGGACCAGGGUUUCGUGGAGAUGCUGUCCCCGCUGUGGAGAUGGAUCAUCCUCUGAGUUCUGUCACCUCGUUUGUAAGGAGAUGGCUUUGCAACCGGCGUCACUCUUUGUGGAUACUGCUCAUCCUGCUUGUGGUCUGUAUUACCAUUCAGACCCUUGUUGCCCGCCAGGCCAGGAGUGACAAGUCAACGGGGCUGUCAAAUCUGAGAUUCACUGUCAACAAUGACCACCUGUUUCCUGCUCCACAAAAUGUUUGGGAGGACCUGCAUUCUGAGACUUUACUGGCAGGGAAGCAAGGCGUGCUGAGACCAGCGCAGAGUGACAGGGCUUCAGAUCUUCAUCAUCAGAAUGGGGGCCACGAAAAGCCAUCUGAAACUAUUCUGCAGAGACAUGGGGAUAAUACCGAGACCUUUGCUUCAAGAGAAGUGUCACCUGGAAAGCCGCCUCUGCCAAAACAUGAGCCUCCAGGUUCGUUGGCCCUCGACAGUACUAGGACAGGUUUAACCACACAGGGAGACAGAAGGCUUCCCAACACGCCCACUCCAUUCACUUUUUUCAAGGAUCACCUCCACAGCGCAGCCCACGCACAAGCAACCUGCCAACCAAAGUCUCGCAUCGUUUUCCUGAAGACACACAAAACAGCCAGCAGCACCAUCUUAAAUAUCUUGUAUCGCUAUGGCGAAAGCAGGAAUUUGACCUUCGCCCUCCCUCUGAACAAACACAGCCAGUUGUUUUACCCGUUCUUCUUUGCCUCGCAUUUUGUGGAAGGUGUCAGCAGCAGAAGUGUGAGGGAGUUCCACAUCAUGUGCAAUCACAUGAGGUUCAAAAAAUCCGAGGUGGCAAAAGUGAUGCCUGAGGAUUCCUUCUACUUUUCCAUCCUGAGAAAUCCCGUGGCCAUGAUGGAGUCCAUCUUCAUUUACUACAAGAGCAUUCAAGCCUUUCAUAAGAUGAACAACCUGGACGACUUCCUAGAAAACAGCUGGAGAAGCUACAACUCCUCAGUAAUCAACAACCACUAUGCUCACAAUAUCCUAGCCUUUGACUUUGGUUUUGACAACAACAUUACAGCUGAUGCUGAAGACCUGGAGGACAGAACCAGAAUGGUUAUUGCUGCCGUUGAACGGGAAUUCCACCUUAUUCUUAUUUCCGACUACUUUGACGAGUCAAUGAUCUUGCUGAGGCAUGUCCUCUGCUGGUCCCUGGAUGACGUGGUUUCCUUUAAGCUCAACAGUCGCAGUGAGCGAACUCGUCGGCCUCUUUCGGCAAUCACAGCAGAGAAAAUCAGGAAGUGGAAUGCCCUGGACUGGAGGAUUUACCUGCACUUUAACACCACUUUCUGGCACAAAGUGAACAGCCUGGUUGGUGAAGAGCAAAUGGUGAGGGAAGUAUCUCAGUUGAGAGAGCUCCGGAACAACCUGGCAAACACCUGCUUAAAAGAUGGAAGGGCAGUGGACCCGUCCCAGGUAAAAGAUGCUGGACUGAAGCCAUUUCAGUAUGGGGCAGCUGUUAUUCAGGGCUAUAACGUAAACCCACACAUCGACAGAGAAACCAGAGCAAAAUGUGAGAGACUAAUUACUCCUGAGCUUCAGUACACGGAACGUCUGUACACACAGCAGUUCCCUGGGAUCGCUGCUAAGCCAAGGCGGUUAUCGAGGGUAGUUCGUUCACAGAGUCUCCAUCCGGACAGAACUGAGACGACGGGACUGGCCCGGAACAGGGACGCCUACCAGAGACGCUUUAUAAGACGCAGAUUCUCAAAUCUCAAGAACUUAAAGGCCUUUACAAGUGCCUUGUCAGAAGCUAACUACAGAGAACGGUCGUGAGGGAUGGUAAUUGUCCUUAAAUGAUGAUCUCUGUUAAUACUAUCAGGUAUGAGAGCAGCUGGUCCAUCUAAUGCUACAUUUCUAUAAAGCAUAAUAUAAAAGCUAAGCUGCACAAAGCAGCUAAUUAUCUGAAUAUGAUUAUUAUUGAGGAAAUGAUGUUGGUGCCUUUUUAAAGUAUUUAAAGUAACUAUUUCAGAAAUGAAUCAUAAUGUGUAUUUUCUGCCUCUCCUCAGCAGCCUUUAAAGUAAGUUAUGUUAUCAACAUCCUUGGUCCAACUCUGCACUAAACACACACAACUGUAUCCUGGAACGAAUGUAAAUCAGCCUGCAUCUUUAAUAUUCUUUCAAGAUAUUUGGAAGAGCCUUAUCUGUUCGAGAAGGUUAUUUAAUGUUAUGUGCAUCCUUCUGUCUGUGGUGUCUCAUUUACCGAGUUGAGAUUUGGAAGACUGUACGCGGUCGACAUCAAAAUGCUCCGUCUGCAGUUACAUAGAUUAGGUUUUAAUCGUGUUUGUCAGGACCAGAGUGACGUACUGUAAAAACCUAUCAUAAGCUAUGUGAAUGAAGGAUGCCUCUCUGUCCGAUCGCCUUCUUUUGAUGUUUUGUAGUGAUAAGGAUUCAUUGAAUGUGUGAGUAUAUAAUCAAAUGGGGGGGGGACUUGUGAUUAAUUGAAAUGAAAAUAUUUAUAAAAUUAACUGGAUGUUUUACAGUCUUGUUUCACUUAAAUAAAGCUCGACAAAUGAAGUAGCUGGAUAACACACAAAAGCUUCCGUGAAUAAUGUGUAGUACGUACUGUAUUCUUUUCCCUAAAAUCAUUGUGUAUGCUGAAAAUUGAUCAAUAAUAAGCACAGGUUUGAGUUGAUUGUUGAGAUGUAGCUCACUGUCACAUAUUUCACAUUCAUUGUAGCAGUCCAGCUUUAAUUUACUAGCCCUGAGAUACAUACAGUCAAGAAAACGACAAAGAAUAAUAUCUCAACUGGUGGCAAACAAGAUAAAUGUUCUGUGUUUAUAUAAUGCUAUAAUCCUAGUCUUGGAAAACACUUUGAGUGCUUUAGAAAACAAUUUGCAUACACUCUUUUCUAUCACACUUUAUGUAUCCCUCGCUGCCGGCAUAGCCAUGAGGAAGAAUUAGGUUAGACGCCGACCGAUUAAUCUGUUUGGCCGACUUACCAGGCUGGUUCUUGCCUGUUCCUCCAUUUCAAAUAAAUAGGCUGAAAAUGCUGUUAAAUAAUUGUGAUGAUA